Molecule: messenger RNA, 1005 nt
Organism: Apus apus (common swift)
Lineage: Eukaryota; Metazoa; Chordata; Aves; Apodiformes; Apodidae
Gene: PROCA1
Product: protein interacting with cyclin A1
Exons: 4
Coding region: 3-956 (317 amino acids)
Biological process (GO): phospholipid metabolic process; arachidonate secretion
Molecular function (GO): A2-type glycerophospholipase activity
Source: RefSeq, a predicted model, not a curated record
CCAUGUGCGCCCCGGGGCUGCUCUGCCGCCUCCUCCUCCUCCUCUCGCUGCUGGGAGCGGCCCCCGGCACCGGAGCGGCCCCGCCGGGACGGCCCCGCGCCCGCCGCGGACUCACCUACCCCGGGACGCUGUGGUGCGGCGCGGGCAGCAACGCGGAUGCCUACGAGCAGCUGGGGGAGCACAGGGACACAGACCGGUGCUGCCGCGACCACGACCACUGCCAGCACGUCAUCCACCCCUUCACCUCCCGCUACGGGUACCGCAACCUGCGCUGGCACACCAUCAGCCACUGCGACUGCGACCGGCGGUUGAAGGAGUGCCUGCAGCGAGUGAACGACACGGCCUCGCGGGUGGUGGGCCAGGCCUUCUUCAAUGUCAUCCAGGUGCCCUGCUUCGAGUUCGCCUACAAGGAGGAGUGCGUGGAACCCUACCUCUACGUCUGGUGCAAGGCGUACAACACGGUGGCCAUCGCUGUCCCCAGGGAGCCGGUGCUGUACGAUUUUGGGGGGGAACUCAUUGACCGGGCAGCAAGGCCUGGGGGGGUCCUGCUGAGCCCCCCGUGGAGCAGCACAGGUGAAGGAGCCAUCCCAGUGGAGUAUCGUGUGCCUGCCCACCCGCUGUCCCCCCCCAAGGCAGCCAAGAGGCAGAGGAAGGGGAGGAAGAAAGAUCAGAAAAAGAAGGGGAAAGGCUUGAAAAAGAAAGGUUCUUCUGAAGAUGGGGAGCUGAACCAUCCUGCAGCCACUGACCCCGUGGGGCAGGACCCACAGUCCCCACUGCUGGACUCAGAAGCAGCCAACACCAUCCUGAGUAAGAGCCCAGCACAGCAGGGCUGGGACAGGGAGAUGGCCCCAGUCCCAGUCUCCCCAGCCCCUGUCUCCACUGCCAGUGGGAAGAGGAGGAGGAAGGAGAGAAACAGAAAGAAGAGGCUGAAAGGCAAAGCUGGGGCAGAGCCCUGAGUCCCCCCAUGGGUCUUGGCUGUGUAAUAAAGUUGGUUGCUUGAGCAGA